AUGCCAAUGCUGCAAGCAUCAACCACAAAUUGUAUCACACUGACCGGUCCAAAUGAAACCCCACUUGGUGAUUGGUGCGAUGGUGCAGAUGAGCAAAGUACUCUAUCGAAAGAAUUUAUAGCAAUCAAAGUGAAAGAAGGCGCAGCAGCUGCUGACAAGGAUAUAUCAUUAAGUUACAAGCUUGUGAGUGAUGCACAAUGCACAGCAAAUGCAAAUGCUCCAACGGAUCAGCCGCAGUCGUUCAAAAUAACGCAGGCAGAUCAAAUUGUUAGAGAAAUAGCCUGCUUUUGGGAAUUGAAAUCGGCACCAAGCAAACGUAUACAAAUUACUUUGGAACCGACUUCGGCCAAUAAUAAGGACCAGUGCAUCAUGGUUAACUUGAUAAAUAACAAAGACCCGGCCGCAGCAAAAACAAUUUGUUGCGAAAAGGAAAAUAACAUUUACAAGGGAGAAAUGGGCAAAGAUGUCAUUGUCGUGUUCGAGAGUCCAAAAGGUUCAGACGACACUUACGUCAAAAAUUUCCAAGUGACAUACCAACUUGAUACCGUGCAGGAUAAUAAAUGUGCUGAAAUUCCGGGUCCACCAACGAACAGUGAUCAAUCGUUCACGGUAGCUAAAUCCGGUGCUACCAUUCCAGCUGACUUGAUAUGCAACUGGACCAUUCCGACCAGUAAUGGGAAAAAUAUUCGCGUCAGUCUGGAUGUGGGAUCGUCUCAAUCGGAAACACAAUGUGUCACGGUUGGUAAUGAGGACAUGACCGACGCGAAAAACAUUUGUCGUACAGCACAGGGCAAUACGUUCACAUCUACCGGGAAAGGUGUCCUGAUCGUGUAUGAUGGAGAAACUUCAGGGAGCAGCAGUCAGGAAAACUUCAAAAUACACUAUCAAUUUGGUCAGUUUCACUAA
This is a messenger RNA of Echinostoma caproni, 906 nucleotides long. The record is from the annotation of a GenBank genome assembly. Lineage: Eukaryota; Metazoa; Platyhelminthes; Trematoda; Plagiorchiida; Echinostomatidae.